This is a messenger RNA of Dacryopinax primogenitus, 1666 nucleotides long. RefSeq names its product iron permease. NCBI's taxonomy places the organism in Eukaryota, Fungi, Basidiomycota, Dacrymycetes, Dacrymycetales, Dacrymycetaceae. Gene Ontology annotation, molecular function: transmembrane transporter activity. The transcript has 4 exons. The record is from RefSeq and is a predicted model, not a curated record. Gene Ontology annotation, biological process: transmembrane transport. Bases 43 to 1623 code for a protein of 526 amino acids.
AGAAGAGGUGUCGACUUCUGGCUCAUUUUUUCAGCUACCGCCAUGUCGGUGUUUCUGAGUGCCCUCGAUACGUCGUGUGUUCCGACGGCGCUGCCGAGCAUCGUGGCUGAUCUGGAUGGGGAGGCUUCCUUCUCUUGGGUGGGCAGUGCUUAUACGCUCGCUUCCUCCGCCUGGCUUCCACUGUCUGGCGCCCUUGCCGGGGCAUUUGGUCGACAACCGAUUGUACUGCUGGCGCUUGGCCUGUUUUUCUCUGGGUCCAUCUUAUGUGGAGAGGCAAUCAACAUGAAUAUGCUGAUUGCCGGAAGGACUGUACAAGGCAUGGGGGGUGGCGGGAUUCUCGCGAUGACCGAAAUCAUUAUUGCCGACCUCGUCCCACUGAAGGAGCGUGGAAUGUUCAUGGGAAUAAUGUCCCUUGUUUGGGCGCUUGCUGCUGUGAUGGGUCCUCCAUUCGGUGGUGCCUUAUCCCAGAACAAUUCUUGGAGGUGGAUAUUCCGUAUCAACUUGCCUCUCACGUUCUUUACAUUCUGCCUGGUCUUUGCUUUCUUGAAGCUCAAGAUUCCCAGUGGCAGCAUCACUGAGAAACUUAAGCGACUUGAUUGGAUAGGCAACGCGUUGAUCGCCGCAGCCACGUGUGCGAUCACUGUGGCCCUGACCCGAGGAGGCGUGGAUGUGUCUUGGAGCUCCGCCGCGACGCUUGUCCCCCUUAUUCUUGGUCUUCUAGGCGCCAUCGCAUUCUUUGUCUACGAGGCAAACUGGGUCACCACACCAACCGUUCCCUUCGAUCUCCUUACCAACCGUACCUCUGUUGCAGGAUUUCUUACGACCUUCUUCCAUUCCGUCAUCUCGACUGCAGUUAUCUUCUACAUGCCUGUCUUUUUCCAGGCAUGCAUAGGAGUAUCUCCAAUCCAAGCUGGUGUCAACAUGUUCAGUUUCAGUUUUUCAAUCGCACCAUUCGCACUCGUGGGCGGUGUUUCUGCCGUUCUCACAAAACGCUAUGUCCCACAAAACUGGAUUGGUUGGGCCAUUAUCACCAUCGGGACCGGUUGUCUAAGUCUCCUCCGGGCCGACACUCCGACUGCAGAAUGGGCCGGCUUCCAGGUCCUUGCGGGUGUGGGUAUUGGUAUCGUCUGGACCACGGUCAAGUUCCCGAUUCUUGCACCGCUACCCGUAUCACGCAAUGCCAGCGCCAUGGCCUUGUUCACGUUUUCACGCAUUCUGGCUCAGACGUUUGGAAUCACAAUCGGAGGUGCCGUGCUCCAGAACGGGCUCAAGAUGCGCCUCCCUGCUGCCUUCCUGGCACUCCUACCGGGGAAUGUGGAUGUAUCCUUCGCGGCUAUCCCUUUCAUACCCACUUUACCGGCGCCCGUUCGGGUACAAGUUCAACAGGCAUUUGCAGAGAGCCUCAGCAUCGUCUGGAAAGUUUUACUGACCUUCUGUGUCGUCGGUCUGCUGACUGCGCUCCUCAUGAAGGAAAUUGAGUUACAUGAGGAAACAGACGAGAAUUGGGAUUUGUCAGAAGCUCAAGUCAUGGUUGAGAUGGAGCCAGUGACAGGAUUGAGGUCACGUCGUAACCGAGCCCAGGAAACAACAGCGGAGCAGGGAACAUCGUCAUCUCCAGCUUGAACGAUUCUCAUAUAGUGUCAUGUAUGUCACCAUUAUGAAUUGU